Messenger RNA from Theileria parva strain Muguga, 1303 nucleotides. RefSeq lists its product as uncharacterized. Lineage: Eukaryota; Apicomplexa; Aconoidasida; Piroplasmida; Theileriidae. Bases 226 to 1176 code for a protein of 316 amino acids. The record is from RefSeq and is a predicted model, not a curated record. The transcript is spliced from 9 exons.
ACUACUAAUCUCAUUUUCCUCUUAUUUUUAUUAUAAUUAAUUGUACACAUAAUUCUUUGUAUUUUAUUGUAUAAUUUAUUUAAUUUGUUAAAUUAACGGAUUUAUUUUAUUGAAAUUAAAUUGUUGGGAAUGUGUAAGAUGAUAAAGGAUUAUUUUUAAAAUUUUCCCUGUUUUUUUGCAUUACGAAAGUUUGAAAUUUAAUUUUUGUAAUAUAAUGAAUAUAAAAUGACAUAUUCCCAGGCUUCAGACUGCUCUGUGGGUCCAACACGUUUCUACGAAGAUUUGGAAAGCGCCUCGGAAGGAUUUUUCCAUAAAAGUUGUCUGGUCCAAAAAAGAAAAUGUGAAAAGGAGAAAAAUUAUGAAAAAAAUCGGUGUAAUGUGUAUAACGCAGUGAGAGAACUCCUAACUUGCUGCUUCGGAACCAAACAGGGUUCUAACGUGCCAAAUUUCACAAUUAUGGGCUAUGACUUCAAUGAUCUGUUUGAUGAUUCAAGUACCAUUGCUCCUUCAACUGAAGGUAGCGAUAAUAUGAUAGGGUAUAGAAGAAACGAUGCUUUGUGGUCAAUUGAGCCUUCUAAAAGGUUCAAAUACUUGAAAAUGACCCCCUCAGAGGCUAAAUGGCUAAUACUGUCCUGGUCAUCUAAAAUAAUUAAUGGCGAAAAUAUUAAUAAAAACCUCCUCAAUUCAAUUAUAAACGAAUGUAAAGCAAAAUCGCAAAGUAUUUCGUACUUGACAUCCAACGUCAUUAAAAACUUCCCUGGUUUAUACCUUUGCGAGAAUUUGUAUGAGAUGGAGUCGAAUGACUUUAUAGUUGGUUUGGAUAAUUUGAUGACCACACUUCAAAGUUAUAUUCAGCCAGGAGCAAGUACAUUUGUGCUUAUCAUACACAAAGCUGUUUUAUACUCACUCUACUACACGAGUCAAGGAUCUCUUGAUUAUAUUGUUUUGUUUGAAAUAAGGCUGUUUGAAAGAGGUGAUGUUCACUACUACUCUAGGUUUUUGGCUUUUCAAGAUCUCAUUGAUGUUAGAAGAUACUUGAUGACAAACAGAAAUAUUCAAGUGCAAUCCAAGAUAAGAUUUCAUCUAUUCAAUUUUAAAAAGCUCAAGGCAAAUUGGACAAAUGAAGAUGCUGAACAUAACGAACAACCAGAGAAGAGUAAUUUUUAUAAUUUUUAAUGUUUUUUAGAGCUUGAAAAGGAGAUUACAGAUCCAAAGUAUGAUGUGAAAAAAAUAAUCAAAUUUCUAAAGUCUACUAGAAACUUUUAAUCAAUUCUGUAACAUAUUAAUAUUUGUGAAUGUUUAU